AUGUCGACUAACCUACUGUCCCUACUUGGGAACAUUACACUUGACGCUGGUGGUUGCCCAGAGCCUUUCGUCAGCGAGUCUCUAUAUCCGUAUACUGAAGGAUUUACCGGAGGACGCAAUUGCGCAAAGAACCCUCUCGACUUCACUGGCAGGGGAUCAAAAUGCUGCGUCCCAUGCCCCCUGUCUGACUGGGUAAACUCGUCCGACUUUCCUCGAUUGGCGGAUGGAGCCGCCUGGGUCAAUGUCGUCGGCUUCGUCCUCUGUGGCUUCCUACUGCUUUCGUAUGCAGUCUUACCUGCCGUCGCGACGAGAAGAUCGUUCUUGAAUAUCGCGCUCCUGGUUGGAAUCAUGAUCAUGGAACUUGGAUUCAUCGUCCCGCUUGCUCGCAGACCUGAACAAUGCUUUGAUCCCGUCACGCCCAACGACAUGAAUAGCAGCAAUGCUUGCGCUGUCAGUGGAGGACUCGUGGUCUUUGGCGGCAUGUUCACGGUCUGCUGGAUCGUGGUGCGUUCAGUGUUUAUGCAUCUGCAGAUCUGCUGGGACAUUGUGCCUGGCAAGAUCGCCAUCCUUGCUGCCAAUAUCGCAGCCUGGUCAAUCUCGAUCGGCUUGACUGCCGCUGUCCUCGCCAAGUCUGGUGUUUCGUUUCGCUUCGGAGGAUACUGCCAUGUCAACGUUGGGUCUACCUCAACAUACUGGGGCGAGAUGAUCGGCUUUGGCGCCAUUGCAUUGCUAUUGCAAUUGGCAACUUUCAUAUACUGCGCAAAAGUCUACAUCACAGCCGCCAUGCACGGUCGUCAACCAGCCUCUGGAAGUAACGCAGCCAACUCUGUCAAAUCAGCGUCUAGCAAACGUCAAGCCUGGACAGCAGUACGCCGCGUCAAGCAAGUCCUGCUACUGCAAUGGCGCUCCCUCGCUAUCGUCGCAUUGGCUAUCUUCGUCAUCGCUUUUGUGUGUAUUAUCUUCAUCUUUAAGGUCGACUCAUACACCACCUCGGCCUUUACAAACCCGACAGCUGUCAUUCCUUGGGUGUUGUACAUUCUUCAACAGCGCGAUACCGAUGUCUGUCUACCCAAGAUUCAGAAACUGAUUCUACCUCAAGACACUGCAGUGGCUGUGUUGUACGUCAUCGGCUUCGUAGGCAUCGAAGCCUUCUUCCUGCUUUUCAAGUUUGGAAUCCUUAAGGCGUGGGUCAGCUUCCUGAAGGCACCUUUCGAUGGAAGGAGAAAUAGUAGUACGAGUUCCCAGAAUCCUACUUGGAUCGAGCGACCACCGAGGUUUGCUAUUGAUAGAGGAAGCAUGGUCGCGGUGGACGAACCAUUGGGCGGGCAAGCCGAACACAAAGUUGCAAGGCAAGACUCUGUUACUAGUGAGGAUGAUGGGGAGGAUGCUGAUGUGAGAAGGAGACGGGAGAUUGAGGUGCAGGAGAAACAUAUUUGA
Aureobasidium subglaciale EXF-2481 is the source of this 1437-nucleotide messenger RNA. RefSeq lists its product as uncharacterized. Lineage: Eukaryota; Fungi; Ascomycota; Dothideomycetes; Dothideales; Saccotheciaceae. The coding region runs from base 1 to 1437 and encodes 478 amino acids. The transcript is spliced from 2 exons. The record is from RefSeq and is a predicted model, not a curated record.